UAUUUUUGCCCAGUUUCUCAAUGGAACAGUAAAAAUCCAGCCCGAGCGGGAGCCGGGCGCUGCUGCUUCCGCGGGCUGUGGGUGCUCCCGUUCCCACGGUGGGAUGGACACAAAAACACUUUUCUGCUUGCUUGGUGCUACUCAUCACCGGAGUUCUCCAGGGCGGACAGAGCCAGUGGUGCGAGCUCAGCGCGAAGCUCGGAGCUGCCUCGCCUGGGUCAGAGGGGUGCUGGGAGUCAGUGGUGUGCCUGCUGUGAUACUGGGCACUGUUCGAAGGAUUAUUAUCGAGAAUCCUGAUCAGGAGAAGCAAUAUCAGUUUUCCCACCAAUGUCAGAUUCCCCAGCAAGCCGAUCAGUGCCAUGUUGUCCAGCCCUGCCAGCACUCUGAGCAGUCCCAAGUCACUCACCAGUGCCAGCAGACACAGACCAGUAGCCCCUGUGAAAUAAUUCCAAUCUCUGUGAGCGAUGACUGCAGAGGAAAUACAGUGAGGAGGGUGACGGUUCAAACAUGUGAACCGGUGAAUUGCUCUCAGGAAAAUAACGACCAGCUGGACUGCCGCUACUUUGGUGAGCUCCUCGCUGAACUGAACCGCAAGACCAAUGACUUGUACAGUUGUUUACUACAGCAUGUGGAAAAGAUAGGAGGAAGGAACCAUGACAUUGAAUUUUCGUGUCAGACUGAAGAUAUUGAAGAUUUAAUUCCCAAAGGACUGUCUGAGGCAACAAAGCAGCAGAUUCGUUACCUCCUCCAGAUGAGAGUGACAUCAGAUAAAUCUUUGAGACUUGUGCUUUCCACUUUCAAAAAUCUACGUGAAGAGCUUUGCCAUUUGCAGGAUGACUUGGGGAAGUUAGAAACUGACAGCGUCUUACUUAAGAAGGAUUUGGCUUUUAAAGAUUCUCAAGUAAAAGAAUAUGAAACUAUGUUGACUUCUCUGAGAGAGAAUAAUCGUCAGCAGCAGCAAGGACUCAGAGACAGUACUGCAAAAUGUCGCUCCCUGGAAGAACAGCUCCUCUCUCUUCGGCUCAGUGAGGGAGAAAAGGAUUGUCAGCUAAAGGAACUGGAGUACUGCAAGCGUGCCUUGGAGCAAGAGAUCCAGAGCCUUAGACUACAGACCUGCUCUAAUCCAGCACUACAGACCACCACAGAUGAGCUCUCUAGCCGUUACGUAGAGAUGAUCAAUAACUUGAGAGAGGAUAAAGAUCGUGAGAUCCGCAAUCUUAGGUCUCAGUUAUGCCAAUUCCAGCAGGAUAUAUCAAGGAGAGAAGGAAGUAACAGUGACUUGCAAAUAAGGUUGCAUGAACUGACGUCGAUGUUGGAGGAGAAAGAUGCUUUUAUUAAACAACAGCAAGAGGACCUCUUCAGAUUGAAGCAUGAGAAAUUAUCAGGCAGUCAGUCCCCUGGUGUAACAGCUAUCAUCACUAAGAAGUACAGGAACCAGUAUCCUAUUCUGGGUCUCUUGUCUGAUGACUACAAGGUUACAUCACCUGUCAAUAAAUCACAAACCAUUGUAAUUGAGAGGACUGGAGAAAUAUGGAAACACGUUCAGUCUGAUAGUGAGAAAGGCUGGGAAACAGGGAACACAUUAAGGACAUGGAAGCGUGAAGAUGAUGAAAAGCACUGUCUCAUCCUCACCAUAAAGAACUCGGUUACCUGUGUCCAUAAUCUGCCACUAACACCUGUGCACAAAUGUUACUUGUACUUUUUCAUGCACUUACUUACUUUUUGCUCAGAAGAGAGCGGUGUGCCAUGCUUUUGUGGACUUCAGUUGUUCUUGACAUGA
This is a messenger RNA of Fulmarus glacialis (Northern fulmar), 1780 nucleotides long. It is a transcript of the gene POF1B, whose product is annotated as premature ovarian failure, 1B. The annotation marks the transcript as partial. The transcript is spliced from 15 exons. Gene Ontology annotation, cellular component: actin filament; bicellular tight junction; adherens junction. Gene Ontology annotation, biological process: actin filament organization; epithelial cell morphogenesis; bicellular tight junction assembly. Gene Ontology annotation, molecular function: actin filament binding. The record is from RefSeq and is a predicted model, not a curated record. Lineage: Eukaryota; Metazoa; Chordata; Aves; Procellariiformes; Procellariidae.